AAUCUUCCAACAGAGAAAGAUGAAAGCCCCAGUGGGAACAAUUAUUGUUUCCUUAAUUUCGUUCCGAUUAUGUCGAGGCUUUGCCGAAUCGGAAUGGCACGGCGACGUUGGUCAAACUCCAUGCGCCAAAAUCCUCAUCGUCGCUCCGGUUUCCACUCUGAGCCACGUGUUCGUGUACUCGGAAUUUGCUGCAGGUUUGGCACAAAGGUGCCACCACGUCGACCUGCUAGUGCCACAAAAAGCCAGUGCACACGUGAAAACGCCAAACAUCCAGCAGAUAACGUCCCCGGCAUUCAAGCAACUUUCCGACGAAUUAUUUUGGUAUCAUUUGAACGAAAUGCCGAGCUACAAUUACGUCGCCGGGACGAUCGUGUUUCUCUGGUAUUUGAGUCACGCUCCGCGGGUGUGUGAAAGGCUUUUGCAAGAUGACGUUUUCCGGGAAUACUUGAACAAACCUGACGAAGAGUACGACCUGGUCCUGAUAAGUCCACAUAUUGUCGACGACUGCGCCUUGGCAUUCGCUCAUAAAGCCCGACGUGCCGGCAAACCUUGGGGGCACAUUUUCAGCAGCAUGUUGAUGCCGUGGGUUGGACAUGCCUUCGGGAAUCCUGGGCUCGGUAGCUACAAACCGUCAGCAAUGACAACCUGGUCGACUGAGAUGACGUACUUCCAGCAAGCAGUUAGUCAAAUCACCUACAUAUUCGUCAUGAACUUUCGACAUUUGUGGUCGUAUCCGAGAGUGCGAAAGGCUUUAAUCGAAGGCUGGGACUCAGAUGUGCCAAAUUUGGCAGAUCUCGAAAGCACUUCUGUGAUUUCAUUCAAUAACGAAGACCUCAGGGUUUUUACUCACCAAGAACCCCGGGUUGCUGACAUCAUCGACAUCGGGGGAGCUCAUUGCAGACCAGCGAAGGAACUUCCGAAAGAGCUCAGGGAUUGGGCGGAUUCGAAAACUGAAGGAUUCAUUUUAUUUGCCCUCGGAAGCGCCCUGAAAAGCGAAAAUUUUCCGGAAGAUGCUCGUGAAAUGUUCGUUGAAGCUUUCAAAAGGUUCCCUGAAAUACAUUUCCUGUGGAAAUGGGACCACGGUUCCAUGUCAGGAUUGUCAGACAAUGUGAAAUUGGCGAAAUGGCUUCCUCAGCAAGACCUGUUGGGUCACAAGAACAUCAGAGGAUUUAUGACCCAUGGUGGAAUGCUGAGUACCCAAGAAGCUACUUAUCACGGGGUUCCUGUGAUCGGCUUGCCCAUUGCAGCUGAUCAGCACACGAAUAUGGCCAAGGUGACGGGGGUCGACUCAGCAGGGGUAGUAUUGCACUGGGGAUUGCUAACAGUUGAUGAUAUAGUUUCCGCCGUCAGACGAAUCUUACAGGAUGAAAAAAUUUUGGGAAGUGUCAAACGACGGUCGAGACUAUUCCGAGACCAACCGAUGACACCUCUGGAAAGAGGCGUUUUCUGGACAGAAUACGUCUUGAGGAAUGGGUACGACACCGGCCUCAGAUCACCCACCAGGAAUUUGUCGUGGUUUGAAAUGUACUCAGUGCAUGUGUUCAUGGGUUUAAUUCUGUUAUUUGUUUUCUUCUUCGUAGUGUUCGUUUUCUGUUUGAUUCGACUGAAAAAUGCAUUGUUUGCAUCUAAGGAACGAGUGUCCAAUGAGCGAAAAUCGAGAAAUAAAAGAGAUUGAUGAAUGCCGGAUUGAUUCCAAAA
Notodromas monacha is the source of this 1698-nucleotide messenger RNA. Lineage: Eukaryota; Metazoa; Arthropoda; Ostracoda; Podocopida; Cyprididae. The record is from the annotation of a GenBank genome assembly.